AUGGACCAUCCGAACAUCACGCUUUUAAAUUCCAGCACACACAACACCACAGCGACUGAUUCCUCCGUCUUAACGUUGCGCAACUCGGCUGCCGGAUGGACCGCAUUAGUGACCCUUAAACUCCUCAUCUCCGUGGUCUCCGUUCUCCUCAACUCCGCCGUUCUACUCAUCCACUACUUCAUUCCUGCCUAUAUAAAUCCGUUCAGCGUGUACCUGUUGGCGCUGUAUUUAGCCAAUCUCUUCUACAUCCUUACCUCGCGUCCCAUGGAGAUCCUGGACGAGCUCUACGGCCUCUACCCAAACGCCGGCUACCCCGUGUGCAUGCUAUACUUAUACCAAAAGGUCAGCAGCAUCGUCCCGGUCCUCUUUCACGUCCUCAUCUCUCUUAACCGGGUAUGGGCCGUGACCUUUCCCGUCUCUUACCGCGAGCGCCACACCCGUCGCUUGGCAGUGUUCAUCUGCCUCGGUAUUGUCGCCUACGUCCAUAUUCUCAAUUUACCGCCGUACUUAAUCGACGCGAUCAAAUACUAUCCGGCGGUGUUUGCAAAAUAUCACGAUUGCGGCCACAUUUCCACGAAUUCGCUGGAUUUUCCCAAAGCGGAUGAAAUCAUUAACCGACUGUUGCCGACGUGUAUUGUACUGGUUAGCUACGUGUUCAUUAUCGUGAAACGCUGGAAGAGGAAAACACCCCGCAGCAACCAGGUCAGCACCAGCCGUUCAACACGGACGGCACAGGAGAUGUACGCUUGGCAGCCGGCGCGUAAGAUGUUUAACCGGCCUCGCCGGGCGGUUAAGCCGUUUGUCGUCGUCAGUGUGACGACAAUCAGUGUUCUGAUUUGUUAUUUGCCGGUGCAAGUCAUCUUCUUUCUUAGCCUGUUUUAUCGCAUCAAUCCACCGAGGAACGUCUACAGUGCGGUGACUACGCUGUAUUCAUUGGAGAUGAUAGUGGAUCCGUUAAUGUGGAUUUGUAGUUUGCGUCGCAUACGAAAGCCAUAA
Paramacrobiotus metropolitanus is the source of this 996-nucleotide messenger RNA. Its product is annotated as 5-hydroxytryptamine receptor 1B-like. The coding region runs from base 1 to 996 and encodes 331 amino acids. Gene Ontology annotation, cellular component: membrane. Gene Ontology annotation, biological process: G protein-coupled receptor signaling pathway. The transcript has a single exon. The record is from RefSeq and is a predicted model, not a curated record. Gene Ontology annotation, molecular function: G protein-coupled receptor activity. NCBI's taxonomy places the organism in Eukaryota, Metazoa, Tardigrada, Eutardigrada, Parachela, Macrobiotidae.